Molecule: messenger RNA, 1241 nt
Organism: Coccinella septempunctata (seven-spotted ladybird)
Lineage: Eukaryota; Metazoa; Arthropoda; Insecta; Coleoptera; Coccinellidae
Product: testis-specific serine/threonine-protein kinase 1-like
Exons: 2
Coding region: 137-1201 (354 amino acids)
Biological process (GO): mitotic cell cycle; protein phosphorylation; regulation of cytokinesis
Cellular component (GO): spindle pole; centrosome; cytoplasm
Molecular function (GO): ATP binding; protein kinase activity
Source: RefSeq, a predicted model, not a curated record
CGCUAUAAAAUUUAAUUUCGAAAUUGUCAGUGUAUUUUUCAUUCACCUUCAUUCCAUCAAAAUGUCGUCCUAAGAAAUACCGAAAAAUUCGGAAUAAAUCAGCAGUGAACAAUAAUGAAAAAACCAACGAGCGAAAAUGCCGGGUUUGACCACAACUUCUGAAGAAUUAACCUUAUCGAACAGGGGCUACAAACUGCUCAAGCAACUGGGGGAAGGAUCGUACGCAAAAGUUUUUCUAGCCGAAUACACUUACAAUAAAUCAGACGCGGGAAGCGUUAAAGUACUGGCCUGCAAAAUUAUAGAUACCUCAAAGGCACCGCGAGAUUUCGUGAAAAAAUUUCUGCCCAGGGAGUUGGACAUACUGGUGAAAAUCAACCAUCCCCACAUUAUACAUGUACACAGUAUAUUUCAGAGAAAGGCGAAAUACUAUAUUUUCAUGAGAUUCGCGGAAAAUGGCGAUCUGCUGGAGUUCGUCCUGAAGAGAGGAGCCAUUUCCGAAGCUCAAGCUAGAGUGUGGCUAAGGCAAAUGGCCUUAGGUAUCCAGUAUUUACACGAUAUGGACAUAGCCCAUCGAGAUUUGAAAUGCGAGAAUGUUUUGAUAACUAACAACUACAACGUGAAGAUAGCAGAUUUCGGUUUUGCGAGGUUUGUCACAGAUGCUACCGGAAAGAGAUUAUCGAGCGAAACUUACUGUGGAUCCCUAUCAUAUGCAGCACCAGAAAUUCUAAAGGGUAGUCCGUACCACCCCAGAAUAGCCGACAUAUGGUCAUUAGGAAUAAUACUCUACGUUAUGUUAAAUAAAGCAAUGCCAUUCGAUGACACAAACAUCAAAAGAUUGUACGAACAGCAAACAAAUCAAAGGUGGAAAUUCCGUGCAAAGGUAGCAGAUAUACUGAGUGACCAAGUUAAAAAGCUCAUACAUCACAUUUUGGAGCCUGAUGUAACGAAAAGAUUCAGAAUAGAACAGGUGCUGAAUUCGGAUUGGAUAGCCAUGGAUCCAAGGUUGGCACAACUGAAUCCAGCAGAACAAGCCGCAAUGAUUGAGGCACAACAGGGAAAACGCAGACACCUGGAAGGAAACCCUAAAACAACGUCUAGAAGAGCGACAAAUGAAGAUAUGACAAUAUUGAAAGAAGGCAAAACUGAUGACAAGGACGAAAAACAAAUGGCAAGCCACAGCACCCCCAGUUUAGUAGCGUAAAUGGUACAAUAAACAUUCAAUAAAAAAUCUCUCAAUCUUC